Messenger RNA from Sphaeramia orbicularis (orbiculate cardinalfish), 7798 nucleotides. It is a transcript of the gene frem1a, whose product is annotated as Fras1 related extracellular matrix 1a. The transcript is spliced from 37 exons. Bases 459 to 7022 code for a protein of 2187 amino acids. The record is from RefSeq and is a predicted model, not a curated record. Gene Ontology annotation, biological process: anatomical structure morphogenesis; cell communication. Lineage: Eukaryota; Metazoa; Chordata; Actinopteri; Kurtiformes; Apogonidae. Gene Ontology annotation, cellular component: membrane.
UUUAGGUUUUUCCGCUCCGAUUACUGAUCCCAGAACAGUAACAAGAAAAGGAAGGCGUCCCAUGUCUUUUCUUCCUGCCCUCCCUCUCUGCCUCGGCCUCUCUUCUCAUAUCACUGGUUCGUGGGUGGAGUUUGUCACUGAGGAGUGAGGAAGAUUCUGUCAAUUAGGUAGUUGCUGCUUGAAAACAGUGCAGAGCAGACAGGUAGAGAAGAAGAAGAAGAGGCGGUGGAAGUGCCAGAUGUUAUCAGAUCAGAUCCUGACCAGUCAUGUAAACUGGCCUCCACUUACAACCACAGCAUCAUCACAAAACCAGAGUAAAAUGAGGAUUCUCCUUGAAAGCAAAAACCACCUUCAGUUAAAGAAAAUCUUGGAUUGUCGUUAUAUUUGAAAGGACUUCCAGGUUUUUUUUCAUCCAGUGCUCAAAGACCCCAGAGAGCGUGGGCUUGUGACUGUCAGUGAUGUGUUCUCUGAGACCAGUCAUGUCCUGGAUACUUCUUCUUCUCCUGGUGCUUCUGCUGGGAACAACCUGCUCAGCGCUCCAGUCCCUUGUUAAAAUCAACAGAGGUUUAAAGGUGAAACGGGGUCAGUCGGCCUACCUUCAGGAGGGCGACCUGCAGUUCCACAUCCCCCGCCAAAAGGAUGCAUGCAAGGUGGAGGUGGUGUUAAAUGAGCCCAUAACUCAACGGGUGGGAAAAGUCAUGCCUCAGGUGUUUGAUUGUCACUAUCUGGCUGAUGAGGUGAAGUAUGUCCACAACGGAUGUCCAUUGUUAAAGGAAGACACUGUCAAGCUCCGGCUGUACAGGUUCACUGACACAGACACGUAUAUGGAAGUCUUCACUCUCCAUGUGGACGUUAUUGAACCUGAAUGCAGCCUUAUCAAACUGGGACCGAAAUCUCUGGAGGUUCCUGAGUUCUACAGCCUUUCCAAUACUAUCGAUGGAAACGUGGUGUCCUUCAGCUACGAGAGGAAGUCCAAUCUGGAAUGUAGCGUCCAUCUGAGUAAGCAUGACACCCACCUGCCGGCACACGGUCGGGUGGUUACCGGCGAGCUGGAGAAAGCCACCAAAAGAGGAGACGAGCCAGAGAGCUUCAUCCACCUGCGGCAGCAACUAGAUAAUAAAGAAAGGGCUAUGUGUAAAUCUGAGGACUGCCUGAAGGGUUUGAAGCUAGUGAAGUUCACCAAAAUCCCUUGUGAUGACUUCCUGGUGAUGGGACUGAGGUAUCAGCACAUUGACCCUCCGUCUCCAGACAUAGACUACAUCGCAAUCAGACUGGACCUGAAGGACACCAGGAGCGGCAGCAUAUAUAAGUCUGAAAAUGCAUGGAUUCCCGUGCGGAUCAUUGGUGCAAUGCCGAACCAGCCUCCCAAACCAUCCUUCAUGUCCAUGUUUAUCCUGGAAGUCGAUCAGUUCAUCCUCACUCCGCUCUCAACCGCUACUGUCGACGCUGAAGAUGAUGAAACGUCCAAACAGCUGUUGGUGUUCAAUGUCACCAAACCGCCUGUGGACGGCUUCAUCACCCACCUCUCCGAUCACACUCGUCCAAUCUCCUCCUUCACAUGGCUGGAUCUCAAUGACAUGCUCAUCGGGUAUCAGCCUCCGAACUCCUCUCAUCCCCAGCGCAGGAACUAUGAGGUGGAAGUUGAGGUUCAUGAUUUUUAUUUUGAGAAGAGUCCAGCGAUGACUGUCCAUGUGUCUGUCAGGAAUGCAGACACCAAUGCACCCAGAGUGUCGUGGAACAUGGGCCUGAGUCUGCUGGAGGGUCAGUCUCGUCCAAUAACGUGGGAGCAGCUACAGAUUGUGGACAACAACAACCUGAAUGUGGUUCGUGUCAUCACUGUGGACGGUCUUCAGCAUGGACGUCUGACUGUAAGAGGUGGAAAGGGCUUCAUGUUCACAGUCAAUGACAUCAAAGCAGGCGUGGUUCGUUAUCACCACGACGACAGUGACUCCACCAAGGACUUCAUCAUCUUCCGCAUCACUGACGGCCUCCAUCAGACCCGGCACAAGUUUCCCAUUAAGAUCCUUCCAAAGGACGACAGUCCUCCUUUUCUCAUCACCAACAUGCUACUGGAGGUGUCUGAGGGGCAGACGGCGCUGCUCAGAGGCUCCACCCUCCAGGCCUCAGACAUGGACUCCAGCGACGACUACGUCCUCUUUAACAUCACACGUCCACCGAAGGCUGGAGAGGUCAUGAAAAUCCCUGGUUCAGGACUCACAGGUUAUCCUGUCAGCCACUUUCUGCAGAAGGACCUGGCUCAGUCUGUUGUUUACUACAGACACUUCGGAAAUGAGGUGUUCGAUGACUCUUUUGAGGUGGUGCUUUCCGAUUUUCACGAACCCCCAAACCUGUCAGAGCCUCAAGUGGUGAUGGUCCAUAUAGAGCGCAUGCCAAAUCAGCCUCCUAAAGAGGUCCCUGGUACCAACCGCUGUCUGGUGAUCAAAGAAACUGAAGUGGUCCAUAUAACACGGCAGCACCUUCACUUUGUAGACCUGGAGUCCCCUGACAGUGAGCUCACAUUCACGGUUACCACUCCACCUUUCUACACCGGUCCACACAGCAGCAGCGUGGAUGCAGGAAGGUUGUUCCUGGUUGACAGCAUCCCUAAAUUUACCAAAGACUCCAAUGCACCGGUGCUGAGACUUUUCACUCAGCAUGCAGUUAACUAUAUGAAAGUAGCCUACAUGCCUCCGAUCAUGGACAUCGGCCCUUACCCCCAGUAUAUCCAGUUUAUUCUCUCUGUAACCAACCAUUUGGGGAAAACAGUCACUGGGAUCUGCUUUAACAUCACUGUGAUGCCAGUGGACAAUCAGCCACCACAGGUUGUCACCCACCCUCUGGCUGUAGACGAGGGAGGGGAGUGCUGGCUCGGCCCUCAACAUUUGCUGUUGUCUGAUGUUGACUCCAUGGUUGAAUCCCUGCGGGUGGAGUUGCAGACGGAGCCACAGCAUGGAGCUCUGCAUCUGGGGGGCUCCCCACUCAAACCAGGCCAGGGCUUCACUGUGAAAGACCUGAAAAGCCUUAAAGUUAGGUAUCGUCACGACAGCUCUGAAACUGUGGAGGACAACAUUGAAUUAACUGCCACCGAUGGAACCAAUUCAGUCAAUUUUGUUCUGCAAGUAAAGGUUACACCCAUCAAUGAUGAGGUCCCAGUGUUGGCCCCUGGGUUGAAAACGCUUCUACAAUGUGCAGAGGGACAGGAAAUCGUCAUCACUGCUGAGUAUAUUUACGCUACUGAUGCAGACAGUGACAACAGCAGCUUGGCCUUCUUGAUCGCUAGGCAGCCUUAUCACGGCGUGGUGCUCCGAAAUGCUGCUGUUGUGGAUCGCUUCAUUCAGGCAGACGUCACAGCAGGGGUCAUCACCUAUAGACACACAGGUUUGGAGAUUGGACUCACUCCUCGCCACGACACCAUAACCUUUGUUAUUUCUGACGGAGAAACGGAGAACUCUGCUCUGUGCUGUGAUGUAAAUAACCCUGUCAGGACCAGAGGCUCGGUCCAAACACGGGACAGUCUGCCUGUGUACGACCUGCACAUCACUGUGUAUCCAAUUGACAGCCAGCCUCCGUCACUGAGCACAGGAGACAUGUUUAUGGUGGAUGAAGGUGGGUCUGCCUCAAUAACAGCAUCUCAUCUGAAAGCCUCUGAUGUGGACACUGUCCUGGAUGAGCUGGUGGUCAGUCUGAUUUCUCCACCUCAGUUUGGCUACAUUGAAAACAUCCUGCCCAGUCCCGGCUUUGAGAAAAGCAACAUGGGCAUAAGUAUCGCUUCCUUUUCAUACAAAGACAUCACUGAUGGUCAUAUAAACUAUGUUCAGUCCAGACAUGAGAGGAUGGAGCCCACAGCUGACCACUUCAUGCUCUGUGUAUCAGAUGGGAAACGCAGCUCUGCCCAUGUACCUUUUUACAUUAUUAUCAAUCCAACAAAUGAUGAGGUCCCAGAGUUCAUGGCUCGCAACAUCACAGUAAAAGAAGGAGAAAUGAAGCAGCUGGACUCUUCAGUUUUACAUGCAGUGGAUCUGGACAAGCCCAGGAAUGUCCUGGUUUUCAGUGUGGUCAAACCCCCCCAACAUGGCAGCAUUAUCCAGCACAGCAGUACAACAUCUGUCAACAAGAGACGGGAUGUCAGACCUCUGUCCCCUGUGGUGGACUUUACCAUGACAGAUCUAACAAAUGGGUUAGCGCUGAUGUACAUGCAUGAUGACUCUGAGAACAUGGAGGACAGUUUUACCAUCCAGCUAACCGAUGGAAAGCACCAACUUCACAGACAAGUGAUGGUCAAAGUACUGCCCAUUAAUGAUGAGGAGCCUCAUGUUGUAAGGAACAACGGCCUGGACGUCGAGUCUGGGGAGACCAGGCUCAUAUCCAGUGUUACACUCUUUGCACAGGACAGCGAUACUCCAUCCUCAGAAGUCAUGUAUAUAUUUGAGAGUAUUCCUACUCAAGGUCUACUUCAGCUGAAGGAAGGUCAGAACUGGGUGACGCUGACAUUUGGAAGAAACUGCAGUCAAGAAAUGGUGGACAUGAACCUCCUACGCUACGUGCACACAGGCGUGCAUGGCGCUAAAACACAGGACUUCUUUGUCUUCUACUUGUCUGAUGGAAAUAAUCAAUCACCUGCUCAACACUUUCACAUCUCUAUCAAGGAUCUGGAAAAAGGAAAUAUUGCUGUCUUUGUGAAAACAGUCAGUGUCAACCGUGGAGAUCGUGUUGUCCUCACCACGGAUGUGCUGUUGGCCACAGACGGCACAGACAAGCCUGAGGAACUUCUGUAUGUUAUCACCAACCCGCCUGCCCACGGACACAUGGAGUACAUCAGACACCCCGGACUGCCAAUCUCCACCUUCAGCCAGAUGGACGUAGCUGCAAACCUAGUGGCUUAUGUUCAUGACAACAGAGCAAUCACACCCACAGAAACCUUCCAGUUUGUGGUGAGUAACGGCAAGACCAGCAGAAAUGGAAGCUUUGAGAUCACUGUGGAAAUGGUGGACCGAGUCCUCCCAUCUCUGACCAACAACAGAGGCCUCACAGUCCCCCGAGGCUCUUCCGUGAUCUUGGGUCCGGACUGCCUGACCAUGUCCGACCCCGACACACCACCCAAUGCCCUCGUCUUUGUCCUUCUCCAGCCUCCGCAGUAUGGAAAGCUGAUGUUAGGUGGAGUCGCACUGACUACUGGUUCAAACUUCACCCAGAAAAACAUUCAAGACCUAGAGGUCGCAUACAAACAUGAUGGAGGCCCAGCACAGAUCGACCGAUUUGCCUUUACUGGAUCUGACAGCACAUACCGUGGCUUCCUGCUGGAUGGGCAGUUACAAACAGACCCACUGUUCUUCACCAUUCAGAUCAAGACAUUAGAUAAAUCAUCUCCUGAGGUUGUGAAGCUGCUCCCUCUGUGGAAAGCUGAACUUUUGUCCGACGGCCGAUACGGGAUUUUUCUUUCGUCUCGUGAGCUGAAAGCCCAGGACAGCCACAGCAGAGAAGAAGAGCUGACAUUCUGCAUUGUUCGGCCGCCUUACUUUGGUUACCUAGAAAACAUCACCACAGGGGGUUUUGUGCCACAGCACUUCUCUCAGAUGGAGCUCAACAAGCGAACUAUUGUGUAUAUCAUCAACACAGACAGGGAGUCUCUGUCGGACAGCCUGGAGUUCACAGUGUCUGAUCCUUUAGGGAACACUGGAUCCCCACACACACUCCAGCUGAGUUGGUCCAGCUUGGAACUGUCUCAGUCAGAGUUUUCUCUAUGUGAGGAGCCGGGGCCCAUCUCUCUGGACAUCAUUCGCAAAGGAAACUUAGCAGAGUCGUCAUAUAUCACUGUCAAGGUAAAGGAAGUGACUGCAACAGCUGGAAAAGAUUUCCUCCUAAACCCUUCUUCACUCAUUCAGUUUGAUCCAGGAGUGUCAAGGAGGAGCUGGCAAACAGAGAUCAUUCAGGAUCACCUGGAGGAGGCUGACGAGGUGUUUGAGGUGCUGCUUGUCAGCCCUGAAGGUUCCAUAAUUGGCAGCAUCAACAAAGCUCAUGUUACCAUCCGGGACUCAGGAAGAGGACGGUGUAGCAUAAACCCAGAGGAGGAGGCUCCCGUCCUUGGAGGAGAGGAGGUUGCAUCUGAGCCCUACCCACAGCAUGGAUCCAUUAAACUUGAGAAACUACCCCUUGGCACAGAGACAGUGAUCUGGACACGUGGUGACAGUGUCCCCAGGCCUGAACCGGGGCCACAGAAAAAGAAACUCAAAGUCCUUGGCAAUCCCAAGUCUAUUCGUCCUUCAUCUGUUUUCCACAAUGGGUCAGAUACAGUUUACACGUAUCAUGGCAUCAUGCAGAUGCAGGUGGAAGAUGACACUUCCCCAACCAGGAAGGGCAGAAAAGCUAAUGUCCGUGUGGUCAGCAGGGGAGCUCAGCUGCAGACGUCAGCCACAAUAAAUAAUUCUAAGAAUGGUCAUCGAAAAAAGGCCCAAAACCCUGUGAUAAGUCCACAGGUUAAAGAACGUCGUACAUCUGUUAAUGCAACUCCAAAGCUCUGUGUGCCUGAACUGAUGGGGCUCCUGCAUUUCAACCAGACCACAGGUCAACUCUUUCACUGUAACGGUGUUUCCUGGAAACGCUGGACCCCUACUGACAAGAUGGUGAACGCUCAGACGUGUCCUGGAGGCUGGACCUUCCAUGGAAGCCACUGCUACAUCCUCAGCUCCGAGCAGAAAGCCACGUGGAGCUCAGCAAACAGAGUCUGCAGGGAGAGAUAUAAAGGCACUUUAGCAAGUGUUCUCUCCAAAGCCGACAUGGACUGGCUGUGGGACUUCAGUGGAAGGAAACCGUUCUGGAUAGGCCUGAACGACAGGGAGGGUCGAGGACGCUGGGAGUGGGUCAGCGGCGAGCCCGUCAGCUACACAAACUGGAGAAAGACGCCUCCUCGGACCAAAAUGAAGGGAAACAAAAAGUGUGUCCUUGUGUGGAAAAGAGCCAAGUGGCACAUCAGGGACUGCAAGGCGAGUAGGAGUCAGCGCUAUGUAUGCUCUGUAAAGACAUGAAACUGACAUGCGUUACAGGGCAAAAGCACUACGUCGAAUCAGAAUCUGAGGAGGACGGAGCCUCAGGACAUUUACACCGCUGUGACAGACUGAUUCCAAUACUGAUAAAAAGCAACUAGUGUGGACAUGUUUCACAAAACAUGUUACAUUUAUCAUGUCUAAAAGGUAACCUGCUACCCUGUAUAAAUAUGGGAUUAUGUUUACAUUACAUUUAUUCUAAUUAACCAGUUAAAGUAUUGCUAUACAUGUAAAGAGAUGUUUGUAAGUACAUGUGUUUUUAUUUCAGCUCAAAGCCUGGAUCACUGUAUGGUAACUGUAUUAUGUUAAGUUAAUUGUACAUUUAUUAUCUGUUAUUGUACAUCAGUCAUGCUUCUGCGUUAUGACCUAAUCUUGGCAUCUCAUCUAAUUUUAAGAUCUUUCGCUCCCAUGGCAAAAUUAAUUUUGUAUUAAAUUAAAUUACAGAAAGUACGCAGUAAACCCCAAGUGAUGAGUGUUUGAGUACAUGGAUAUUGUUUUGCUUCAGUCUUAGAUAGAGUACAAGACAGGAAUUUAAAGGUUAAAAGGCAGCUGUGGUGGAGAACGGGGCUUCGAAAAGGGUAAUUCAAUAUCAAUUCAGCUCAGAGAAAAAUAAGGCCAUUGUUUGUUUCUGUAAACAACAUAUUAUGUGUGUCAGUAUGUUGUGUAUCAUUGAAUGACCUGCUGAUUUUCCACAUUUCCACAGUAAGCAGAAGGAGGUAUGUAAAUUUACACAUUCAAGGACCAUGUUACUCAUCAUA